AUGGCGUUAGAGGUAGCAAACCAAAACCGUUACAGAAAGAACUUCUACCUUCGAGAUUCCAUCCACAAGCCUUACAUAAAUCAUACCACCGAGACAGAAAACUUUCUUAGUCCACGCAAAAGAAAAAAAGUUGUACCAACUGCAAAAACUAGAGUCGUCAAAAUGAGCACCGUUAAUCAACAACCAUCCCAAAAUGAAUCUAUGACUACCGCGGCUCAGGAAACAAUCACUCAAGAGCCCGUCCCUACACCAAACAUGAGUACAGAGAUCAGAGGGCGGGGGAGCAAAGGAGAGGGUACUUUGGAAGCAUGUACAGAUGUUUGUUGCUGUGUCGCAUGUUGCCCUUGCCAUGGUCAGCUUGGUGCUGGUAGUGGAAAUGAUUGUGGUGCUAAUUGUGGCGGUUGUGAUUGUUAG
This is a messenger RNA of Sclerotinia sclerotiorum 1980 UF-70, 414 nucleotides long. RefSeq lists its product with no specific name. Bases 1 to 414 code for a protein of 137 amino acids. The transcript has 4 exons. The record is from RefSeq and is a predicted model, not a curated record. Lineage: Eukaryota; Fungi; Ascomycota; Leotiomycetes; Helotiales; Sclerotiniaceae.